UUUAUCCCCAGCAGGUCUUUAACAACAGGACUGUUACAGGUCGGUUGGUGGAUAUCGACACUCGGGGCUGACCGAGGAGACGUGAUGCUGCUUCAGAACGACCAUAAAGGGUUGCAAAGCUGUUUUAGGGCUCACUUCCUUGUUUCAAACGCCCACCAAAGGAAACCACAGAUGGGACAAAAAUAAAGACAUCUGCACAGACCUGUCACUUCUGUGUUGAUCUGUGAACAUGGAGACAUCGGCUGGUUUCUGGCUCCUCGCAGUGCCGCUGUUAGUCGGCUUCACUCAGGCCCAGACUGUGGAGAAGUACUUCAGGGUUGGUGAAACACUCCAGCUCAGCCCUCAGCCGGUCUCUGAACGGAUCUACAGCGUCGUGUGGAAAUACGGUAAAUACCUGCUGGCUGAGUGGGUGAAAGACCAGAUUCCUCUGACAUAUUACAGCAGGUUUAAUGGCCGAACCACUGUGAACACUGACACAGGAGAGUUGGAGAUCAGGAACAUGACUGCAGCGGACAAUGAGGUGUAUACAGUGGAGAUCAACAACCAGAUCCAGAGUCGGGUUCAUAAGAUUAUGGCGAUCGAGGAUGUGCCCCGACCUGAGGUGGAAGUGAAGCCGCUGGUAUGUAGCUCAACCUCUGAGAGAUGUAAACUGGUGUGUGAGGGAGAUGUUAGCAAAGCCGGGCCUGUGGAGUACUUCUGGAAGAAGGAUGAUGGAGAGUGGGCAACGUCUGGAAAGAACACCGUGGAGAUCAUCAAUGAUGAGGAAACACAGCGUGUGAAAACUUUCUCCUGCAGAAUAAAGAACCUGUUUAGUGAGAAAGAGAGCAACGCCUCCAACGUGUUCUACCGAAUAAAACCAGCAAACAGUGACGACCUGCACUGUGGACUCUGGGUUACAACUUUAGGUGCUGUGAUGAGAUCUCUGGCGAUCCUCGCACUCUUUGUGGUGGUUGUCUACUUUCUGUGUCAGAAACUACAGACUGGCUGUAAAUGCAGAAAAAGUGAUGAUGCUGUUUGAAAUGAACUGUCGCCUUUGACUUCCUGAUGAAGAGUAAAGCACAUCAGCUGUACUGAGAGGGAAGUUCAUGUUUAGCUUUGUUAAACUGCUCUGCUGCAUUUCUACAGUAAACAUUAUUUAGCAUACAGUUAUAGUCAGCCAUGUUUGUAGUUUUCUUUGGUCUUCUCUGUCUUUGUCCUUGUUUUGACCUUAUUUUGGUAAUCAGUUUUUUUUCACUUCCUGUCUUUAUCUAUUUUUACUUUGUUCAGUUAGUUUUGCUUCUUUAUUUCUGUGUAUUUAUACUUAUGUAUUUCUCUGGUAUUAGUGUGUUUUCCCACAUAUGCCCGUCAUUCCUGCCCUCUUAUUUAUCUGGUCAGGAUUCCUGUGUUUUGCUUUAAGAACUAAAAGCUCUGCUUUGGUUCAUCAUCCCUGUCUCACUGCUCCUGCAUUUUAAACGCUGUGACGAGGCAGAAAAAGGUGGAAAUAUUCAGAUGUUGUGUGCUCAACCUGCACGAGCGUCAGCUUUCGUCCCGCAGACAGAGAGCUGAGAUGAUGAUGAUGAUGAUGGUGAAAUGUUUUGUCCUGCAGUUGUGGCACAUGUUGAUUGUACAGCGGAGGCUUUGCUGCUCGGCUGGUGAUCACACCGUCACAUUAUCUCUGUUAUGUGAGCUGUUCUGUAAUAAAUGUGUUUACUUGUCUCUGUCACUGCGGGUGAAACUUCCAGACAAAGAUUUUCAUUCCUGAAUCCUCACAGAGGUGGAAGUGCCAAUAUUAAGAGGCAUUUUUAAUGUUUUGCUUUGUAAAGCUUGCCACCAAUAGGGGGCAUGCUGUCCCAGUGAAAGCAUGACUGCUGACAAAGGUUACCAGUACACCCUCUGCACUGGUCCCUCUGCAUGCCGCUGCAGCAUCACCACACAGUCACUUCUGUUUAUGCCAGUUGUUAAAGAGCAGGAAGCUGCUACAGUAUUCUGCUGAUGAUGGAUGAUACUGCCACAGCUCAGCUAUCACACAGACUCCAGGUUUACAGCAGAGGCUCAUUUAUGACUGCGCAGCCUCUCUGAGUGAGUCCUGAGCUCCAGAAUUCAGAUCUCAGCCUCCCAGAGCCCAAAAAGCCUCAUCAGCUACCAACAAAACACUUCGUUCUCAUAUCAGAAACACUUUGAUUUUCUCUCUGAAAACAGCGAAGCAGUUCAGAUCAAUGAGCCGGAGCUGCAGGAGGAUCAAUGUCUUUCAUGCAAUAACAAACUCUGUUGGACGUUGUCUGGACUGUGUGGGGUCUGAGGACCGAGACUCAGGCGUGUAGGAUCUCUGAUCUACAGAAGACCGAAAGAAAGACUCCACGAAAGUCGCUUUGUGCUCACAUGCAUGUUCCUGCUCUGCAUUAAAAUACCCGUCGUCUAUUACUGAGGCGCAGAAACAUGCAGGGCUCAGCUGUAAACAUGUGAGGGGAGGACUCGGUGAAGUUUGCAUUAACUCUCAUACGCUAAACAUUCAAACUUCUCCUGUGUGUCUGUGCUGUGUAUUCUGGAGAUGCAUACCACAUCAGCAUCUGAAAUGUGUUAGUCACAGUUACAGAGUUCAGUUUGUGCGCUCGGUGUUUCUCAACCUGCUGUGUCUGAUAACUU
This is a messenger RNA of Haplochromis burtoni (Burton's mouthbrooder), 2622 nucleotides long. RefSeq lists its product as uncharacterized. The transcript has a single exon. The record is from RefSeq and is a predicted model, not a curated record. Bases 230 to 1018 code for a protein of 262 amino acids. NCBI's taxonomy places the organism in Eukaryota, Metazoa, Chordata, Actinopteri, Cichliformes, Cichlidae.